AUGGGCCCAGCAAAGACUACCACCAUGACAGAAACAUGCGCAGCUGUCCUCAUUCAAGCAUGGUGGCGAGGCACGGUGCUGCGACGCUGGCUGCUGUAUGUUGCUCUCAACGCGUGGAUCAUUCAGUCCUGGUGGAGAAAGAUUCUGGUGAAGACGCGGGAAAGCAGACGGCGGGCGGCCAUGGAGCUGUACUCACGAAAAACAUGGGCAACCGUUAAACUGCAGUCGUGGUUCCGAAUGUGGCGGAUCCGCCAGCGGUACUGUCGCUUGCUCAAUGCUGUUCGCAUCAUCCAGGUUUAUUGGCGUUGGCAUAGUUGUCACACUCGUGGCUUUAUCCAGGGCGACUACGAAAUCAAAGAAAACCAACUCAAUAUUCAACUUGAAAUUUCCCUGGGCGCACAGGCUUGCAAGGUGCAGCAAUGCAUAACUCUACCAAUAAAAUAG
Messenger RNA from Meriones unguiculatus (Mongolian gerbil), 444 nucleotides. Its product is annotated as IQ domain-containing protein F5-like. The coding region runs from base 1 to 444 and encodes 147 amino acids. Gene Ontology annotation, molecular function: calmodulin binding. The record is from RefSeq and is a predicted model, not a curated record. Lineage: Eukaryota; Metazoa; Chordata; Mammalia; Rodentia; Muridae. The transcript has 2 exons.